Conger conger (European conger) is the source of this 1753-nucleotide messenger RNA. Its product is annotated as alpha/beta hydrolase domain-containing protein 17C. NCBI's taxonomy places the organism in Eukaryota, Metazoa, Chordata, Actinopteri, Anguilliformes, Congridae. The record is from RefSeq and is a predicted model, not a curated record. The transcript has 3 exons. Gene Ontology annotation, biological process: protein depalmitoylation. Gene Ontology annotation, molecular function: palmitoyl-(protein) hydrolase activity. Bases 311 to 1195 code for a protein of 294 amino acids. Gene Ontology annotation, cellular component: plasma membrane; endosome membrane.
CUAGUUGCUAGCAGUCUGCAGCUUCGAGUUUGAGAAAUGGUAGCGUGCUUUGUCGUUGAAUGUACAUUCUGAAUGGUAUUUUAUUCGGAGGAGGGUGGUUUAAAAAUACGAGUUUAAAGUUGAUUGUUCAGAAGCCUUAUCUUGGUCUAUGAUGAUAAUUGACUAGCUAGUAAAUUGGAAGAGGAAUAGCCGGUAGCCUCGCUCAAUCGUCUCCGUUUUUCAUGAAGCUGGCUAGCUAGUAUAGCUAGCUGGCUGCAUCGUUUUCUGGCCAUUGAAGACCGGGGAUUAGUCUAAUUGAACUAAAGCCCCGAUGCCCGAGCAAGGCCCCAGGAUGAACGGGUUCUCCCUCGGCGAGCUCUGCUGGUUGUUCUGUUGCCCGCCCUGCCCUAGUCGUAUCGCCGCCAAACUCGCCUUCCUGCCCCCUGAGCCCACGUACUCGGUGCAGACGGACGAUAGCGGGACCUGUAGCCUCCACUUGAAUGAGCGUGCAGACUGGCAGUACUCCCAGCGCGAACUGGACGCUGUGGAGGUAUUCGACACCAGAACCAGCCGCGGGAACCAGGUCGGAUGCAUGUUCGUGCGAUGUGCUCCGAACAGUCGGUACACCCUCCUCUUCUCUCACGGCAAUGCUGUGGAUCUUGGCCAGAUGUGUAGCUUUUACAUUGGCUUGGGUUCGAGGAUAAACUGCAAUGUCUUCUCUUAUGAUUAUUCGGGUUACGGCAUCAGCACUGGAAAACCGUCUGAAAAGAAUCUUUAUGCCGAUAUAGAAGCAGCCUGGCAAGUCCUGCGGACCAAGUAUGGUGUGACUCCUGAGAACGUGAUCCUGUACGGGCAGAGCAUCGGCACGGUGCCCACGGUGGACCUGGCAGCGCGCUACGAGUGUGCGGCCGUCAUCCUGCACUCCCCGCUCAUGUCCGGCCUGCGAGUGGCCUUCCCUGACACACGGAAGACCUACUGCUUCGACGUCUUCCCCAGCAUCGACAAGGUGUCCAAGGUGGCGUCUCCGGUCCUGGUGAUCCACGGCACGGAGGACGAGGUGAUCGACUUCUCCCACGGCCUGGCCCUGUACGAGCGCUGCCCGCGGGCCGUGGAGCCGCUGUGGGUGGAGGGAGCCGGGCACAACGACAUCGAGCUCUACGCCCAGUACCUGGAGCGGCUAAAACAGUUCAUCUCCUUCGAGCUGCCCAACUCCUGAUGCCCCGGCACGUGAGCCUCCCUCCCUGUGGAGGUGGAGCAGGGAGGGGAGCUCCUCUGUGGGCGCAUCCUCUCUGUGAGAGGCAGGGGGUCCCGAUUGGCUUUCUGCACUUCCUCCUCUUCAGCCCAUGGGGGGACGCAUCGGUCACCUGUCUCUCCGGGGCGGAGUUUCAAUGUGAUUACAGCUUUGUAUUCUUUUUUAUCUGAUGACAAAAAAAGAAACAAAAUGUUUUUGCACCUCAGAUAUAUAUUUUCUAAUUUGUUUUCUUUUUUUUGUUUUUGUUUUUGUUUUUUUACAUUUGCUCUUUUCUACUUUCUAUAUACAUAAAAGAAAACUACUAGGAUAUUCCACUGAUGCACUUUUCUUGUGCAAUUAUCACUACAUAAUAAUAGAUUCAUCACUUUUUUUUGUUAAAUUGCAUUCCACACCUGUCACCUGUCAGUGCAGGAAAACAAACUGAAAGAAGUUGAAAAUGGCAUCAAAUCACUGAUGUCCAAUGAUAUUGGGGGAAGCGUAUAGAUCCAAGAACUGAACCUUAUUUUUAAUAUCACAAUUAAA